UAGAGUGAAUUUUCCUUGCCUUAGUCAUGAUAUCACAUCUAGCUUGUCAGAAAGAGUUCUUCAAAGUCAUAGAAAUGAGCAACUCUUGGCCUCAGAGAAAAAAGGAAGAAAAACCCAGCACCCGUGAGUUCUGCCAUUGAAUCAUGGAGUCACCAUCCCAGGACAAAAAGGCAGCUCGUGUCGUCACCAUACAACCAAAGGAAACCAUAUUUACUGCAUUACCCUAUAGACCUCAUAGCUCUCUGCUUGAGUUCCUGAGGGGAGAGCCAAAAGUCUUGGGGGUUCUCCAGAUCAUGCUUGGUCUGAUCAUUAUAGGCUUUGGAAUGAUAUUUGUAUUUAAUUUCCUUAUUUUCUCCCAAGGAUUUCCCCUCGUUUUCCUCACAGGAUAUCCAUUCUGGGGAGCAUUAAUUUUUAUUCUUACAGGAUACCUCACAGGAAUUGAUGAGAAAUCAACAAAAAUUCUGGGACAAGGUGUCAUGAGCAUGAAUGUUAUCAGUUCCCUGGUUGCGGUGGCUGGGAUCACGCUGACUAUUGUCACCUAUAGACAUCAAUACAACUACUGCCAGAGGCCUUCCCUGGAAGGAAUAUGUGUGUUUGGGACAACACUUUUCGUUGUUGUGUUUUUCUUGCCUUCGGAUAUUCCUCAAGAUAGCGAACAACCUGGCCCAGAACAAAAUGCUCAAUUACAAUUUGAGCUUCAAGAAGGGCCUUUCAUUGAUGAUACAACAAUGAACCUACAACCCGUUUUCUUUGGAGGCUAUGCUUUCUUCAAGUUAAGAAUCACAAGAAAUUCUUUAGCCUCCCAACCCAGGUCACAAUCAUGUAAUAAAAGUAUUUACCACACAGCAUCUUCAUCUGUGCCAGAUGAACAAGAGCAAAGUAUCCCUCCACCUUCAGAGGAAGAACUUUUGCUUCCAGUUUUAGAAAGAAGGCCCUCAGAACAUAUUAUGCACAUUCAGGAAGACCUUACAUUUGAACAACUGAAAGGUGAAGACCUACAACCUGCUAUUGUUAAACCUUCCAAAAUGCAAACCCAAUUGGCACAGGACCAAGACUUGCCACUCCAAGUUUUGCCAUCCCAUUCUGUACUAAAACUCCAAGAAUUAUCACCUGAAGACUUGCCAGCCCAAGCUCUGCCAGUUCAAGACCUGCUAGUACAAAACAAGCUAUCUAAAUCCCCAUCAUCCCACAGUAUAAAGUCUUUUGACCUGACAACUGAAGACUUGCCCACGCAAUACAUACCAUCCCAAGACACAUCAUCCCAAGACACGCCUUUCCUAGAUGCACUAUCCCAAAACACACCAUUUCAAGACAUGCCUUCCCAAGAUAAGCUAUCCCAAGCUCUGUCAAAAGCCAUGCUAUCUGAAGCUUCAACACCCAAUACUGAGCAGUUCUCUGAUAUGAAAUACCUACUUCAGCAAUCCCCAAAUCUUCACCCACAAAACAUUCAACCUCAAAACCCAGAACUUUUACAAAUACCAUAUGAAGACCUUCGAUCAGAAGUCAUGGAAGAGACCACAAAGUGGGACUCUAAGGAGGAACUCCACAGAAAGAAAUCCUCAGGACGACGACAUUCCUUAGACCAGCAAACCAAAGGCUACCACGCCCCAAGAAGGUAUUCCUUAGACCAGCAAACCCGAAGCUGGCAAUCUCCAAAACAGAAAGCCCUAGACAAGCAAAUCAGAUUCUUGCUAUCCCAACAGAAGCAAUCCCCUGAUAAGCUAAAUCAAUAUCGUCAAACUCCAGAGCAACUCCCAGAUCAGCAGCACGCUGAUGUCUACCAGGCCACACGAAAGCAAACCCCAAAAGAACAGUUCAUAGCUGGGCAAAAGAAGGACCACCAGGCUGAAAAAGAGCAAAGCCCAAAGAAACAAACUCAAGAUCAGCAAGUCAAUGACCAGCAGGCCCAAGAGGAAAAAUCCCUGAAGGGACAAUCCCAAAAUUUUCAAGUCAAAGGACAGCAAGCUCAAGUGAAGAAAGCUCCAAGUCAGCUAUACCAAGAUCAGGAAUCCCAAAUCCAGCAACAAGAAGACUGGCAACCCCCAAAAAGAAAUUUUCAGAAUGUUCAACCCAAGACUGGCAAUCUUUUGGCCCACAGCAAUCUCAGGAAUGGGGAACUCAAAGUCAGAGAAACAAAGAUUGGAAAGCACAAGAAUGGCAAUUUGAAAUGCAACAUUCUCUAAACCAGGACCUCCAAUCUUCGAAAACCCAAGACCUAUUAGAGAAAGAAGCUCAAUUUAAAGACAGUCAGUGUCAAGAUGAGGA
Lemur catta (Ring-tailed lemur) is the source of this 2265-nucleotide messenger RNA. It is a transcript of the gene MS4A14, whose product is annotated as membrane spanning 4-domains A14. Gene Ontology annotation, biological process: cell surface receptor signaling pathway. The record is from RefSeq and is a predicted model, not a curated record. Gene Ontology annotation, cellular component: plasma membrane. Lineage: Eukaryota; Metazoa; Chordata; Mammalia; Primates; Lemuridae.